This is a messenger RNA of Pseudogymnoascus destructans, 3756 nucleotides long. RefSeq names its product Bud site selection protein 6 (gene BUD6). The record is from RefSeq and is a predicted model, not a curated record. Lineage: Eukaryota; Fungi; Ascomycota; Leotiomycetes; Thelebolales; Thelebolaceae. Gene Ontology annotation, molecular function: cytoskeletal regulatory protein binding. The transcript has a single exon. Gene Ontology annotation, biological process: establishment of cell polarity. The coding region runs from base 616 to 3507 and encodes 963 amino acids. Gene Ontology annotation, cellular component: cell tip; cytoplasm.
CGUUAAGUUAAACAGUUGAGCUGCUGCGGCCCGUAUCUUUUAAAACAUCCAAUCCAGCAAGUGACCCCGGAUUCUGUCGUAGCGAAUCUCAGCCGCGCCAAGCAUUAGCGACGUCUCCCCCUUCACGCCCUGGUAUAUUCAACAGCCAGAACGAAGAAGUCAAGACAGAUUGUUCUGUGUCGCAUUCACUCACAUCAUCCCAUCAACCCCUCACUCUAUCCGACAUCUCCACCAAAACUUCGUUGUAUAUCGUCUUGUUGCUCUGUACACGUGGCUUGUUUUGAUUUCAUCACCCACACGUCGCAGCGACCCGGCCGGAGAUAAUGGUCUGUUGAAGUGCCACCGAGUCCGCGAGACACCAGAGAGGUUUGAAUGAUGCAGGCACCUCAGCCCUCUCAGCGCUCAAUACAACGGAGGUUGCCCGCGGCAGAUCCAGGGCCGCCUCCAAGCAUACCGGCUCGGGCUAUGUCCCCUACGUUAGUGUCGCAAUCCAGGGUUUCCACCACCUCGGCGCGAACAACUGGUACUGGGAGUAGUAGCCGGAGGCAAAAUGUAGGAUGUGCCCAGCGUCUCUUGGGGUGAACUUUGGUGAUCUGAACAAAUCUAACGUGAAUCAUGCAGGGCGCCACGCAUGGGACCAAUUCGGGUCCCCCACUGUCACAGAUAGAGAAGAGCGUCACCCACCUUCUCGUUGCAACGAAGCAGCUCCUCGAAACAUUGACGCGAUGGUCCCGGCAUGAAGCAACGGAUACAAAUGUGUCUGAUGUCUAUGUGAGGCUUGGAUAUGAGUUUAACAUCGCUUGUCGGGCCUUUGCUGCCAUCGGCGUGGAUACUUCCGACCUUGGAAAUGUGCCAGAACUCUUGCGCGAAAUUCUGGAGUCGACACUGAGCCAGGAAGCCAGCCCCGAAGGCCUAGACCGAUACCUACCAAAGAUUCGAGACAUAAUCAUCACUCUACUUCAUGGGUUGAAACGCAAGCAACAGAAGCUACGACAGAAGCAGUCGAAAGAGAGUUCUUCCCAUAAUUCCGAGAUCAACGUCCCGAGAAACACAAGCACGAGCAGUGUUGCCAGUGCGAACACGGGCAUUACUACCCUUCUGAAUGAAGGGAUAGACCCAAAUUAUAUGCCAGACGACAGGAUGAUUGUCGAUGGCAAAGUAGUCACAAAACCAGAAGUCAACCAGGUCCCGCCGCGAGGAUCAUCAAUGUCGACGUCCCCGCAACGUCGUGGGGUGCCCCAAAGGGGACUUUCAUCACGCCACUCCAUGUCCUCAGAACACUCUUCGUUAUCAAGCACGACGAUGCAAAAUAUGCCAGUUCUCGCUCCCUUCUCGGGGGACGAAGCCGCAUUGCCUCCCAGGCCUGGCUCUGGAGAUCUUACUAUGGAUGCAUUCCCACCACCACCACCUCCGCCGCCGCCGCCUCCGAAGCAGAACGCACUGGCUGCGUUGCAAAGGGGGGGCGAUCUUGAGCGGAGAGCAUCAAGAAGAUAUUCGGCAUAUCAUAUAUCCAAGCACCUAGGUGCUCAAGCCCCCAUGCCGAUGCUCCCACCUCAAAACUCCCCUAUACCAAAUCGCGGCAGAGACCUCCGCGAGACAAUGAAUGCUGUCCGCGGGCGUGGAUCAACUGUGCAUAGUAAGCAGCUUUCGACCAGCCCAGUUAUUACUGAAGAAAAUUCAAACCGAGUUCCAAGCCGAAUUUCAGAAACUACGGAACCUAGUUCGACUGAAGAAACCCCAAGCGCAAACACUGAUCAGCAAAAUGCUGAAGCUAAGACGCCUCAAAAUAAAGGCCGGAAAGCCAGUAACGACCUCGAUUGGCAAGGCUCCGCAGAAGCAAAUCGGAUUUCGGGUGCCACUCUACAAGGGCCGCCAACUGGUGCUUUGCCCGUUUUCGCCCCUGGUUUAUAUGAGGCCAAAGAAAACGAUGCCCCUUCCACCCCCAUCACCGCAGCUAGGCAAUCACCAACAACCUAUACGGGGCCGAGCGAGAAUAGAGAAUUUGUGCCAGAGCAGUCUCCUCAGCCUGGUAAAGAGCUUACUCUAUUCCUACAAUACAAAACGAGAAUCAAGAAGUUCGUCAUGGCGGAUGGCUACAAUGAUCUGUCCAUGGCGCGACUUCAAUUGGCAUUUAUCGAGAAAUUUGCAUGGAAUACGCAUAAUAACGGUGUGGACUUGCCGGAAAUAUAUAUACAGGAUCCCGUGUCCGGAGUUCGACACGAGCUUGAAGAUCUCUCCGACAUCAAAGACCGUUCAGUUCUGGUCCUUAAUGUCGAGGCUCUUGAUGAGGUCAAACGCCAUAUCGAUGAAGGUCUGGGAGGGCUGAGGAAAAUGGUGGAGGGAGUGAAGAUAGCUAUUGAUGACCAAAAGGCGACAAUGCAAAGGGUAUCCGAACGCCAACAAGAUGCGGCUAAAGAGAUAACCCGUCUUAGCAUGAUGCCCCAGAUUGCGGCACCGCUCCCAGAACCUUCCGCCAGGGGCAUUCCACCCCAUUCCCCAAAGAACGAGGGUAACAAGGCCGAUAUCAAUGAGCUGCAAAGCCUGCGCAGGAAUUUGGCUGUUGUUAGACAAACCUUCUCAUCUUUUCAGGCCAACAUGGAGAGUUCAAUGUCUGCCAUCCGGACAAAGGCCAGCUCUGUGAGCGAUGCAGCGAUCAGGGCUGCUGUUCCAAACAUGAAGAACGAUUCUGGUCGUUCAUACGUCAAUACUGGAAAGAAGACACUCAAUGACGACUCCGAUAAACUUGUUGGCCGUGUGGAUGACUUGCAAGAUAUUGUCGAAGACCUACGCAAGGAUGUUGUUCUCCGUGGUGUCCGACCCCUUCCACGCCAACUCGAGGGUGUCGCCAAGGAUCUUUCUAUCGCAACACAGGAACUCCGGAAAAUGCAAGAAUUCCUCAAGCGUGAGCGGCCAAUCUGGACCAAGAUCUGGGAGAAGGAGCUUGAAACCGUGUGCAACGACCGUGAAGAACUCACCAUGCAAGAAGAUCUGGCCACCGAUCUUCAGGACGACUUAGAGAAGGCAACACAGACCUUUGCACUUGUGGAACAAGCAACAAAGGAACAGAUGAAGGACCUUCCAGGAGGAAACCCUGGUGGUCGUGUGCCGUUAAAGAGUUUGAAUCAUGUCACGCUUGCUGACCCGACAGUCGCCAAAGAGGGAGUCUUGGGCGAAGUUCGAGCACUACAGCCGAACCAUGAGGGUAGGCUAGAAGCCAUCGAACGUGCAGAAAAACUACGACAGAAAGAGCUUGAAGGGCGGAAAGGAGGGGAAUUUCAGAAAGAGCUUGGGAAUUUUGUCGAGGGAGGGAAGCUGAAGAAGGCCGGUGGCUUUGAGGAAGUCGAGAGGGCGCGAAAGGCGAAGGAUGAAAAGGCACGAAGAGAAGUCUGGGAGCGGCAAAACGGAAUCACACAAGCCGACGCAGAUAUAGCUCCCCAUCUUCCACGGAUAGCAUUGGAGGGCGAAGAUGAGCUUGGUGUACAAGAGGAUCAACCACCGGUAAUAUAACGGGCCUAGGGUGGCAUUGUAAGAGAGCACUUUGGGAAGACUUUAAUAUUGUUCGAAUGGCAGUGCUGCAUCUAGAUGGGGGAUGCAGGUUCUUGGUAAUAUGGGUUUCCCGUCCAUUGAGCAAGGCGUUGGGGAGGAUUUGCGUGGGUUGGGCUGCGUCUACACUACGAAUUUGAAAUCUAUAUGAUAAAGUAUCAUUUUCCCUGGCCUUCAGGCCUUACAUAGUGAAUAGAAGACUAUUUUAAUGUG